This is a messenger RNA of Felis catus (domestic cat), 3435 nucleotides long. RefSeq lists its product as uncharacterized. Lineage: Eukaryota; Metazoa; Chordata; Mammalia; Carnivora; Felidae. The record is from RefSeq and is a predicted model, not a curated record. The transcript is spliced from 4 exons. Bases 1 to 891 code for a protein of 296 amino acids.
AUGAGUGUGGUGCACGUGGCUUGUCCUGCGUUCCCGAAGGUGCAUUUGCGGGGAUGGGGGUGUGCAUGGGAGCGGGCUUGCACGUGUGUUACUAACUUUGUGCCCCUUUGCCCGCGCCCUGGGUUCCUUUUCUCUGCUGCGAGUGGGAGCGUGGAGUCUCCGCGUGCGCGUGAUGGGCUCGUGUUGUGGGAGUGUGCGCUCAACUUUAACUCACGUUUUGGCAAUUUGGAUGGUUGGGGGAGAAUCUCGGAGGUUCUGCGCCGGGAUUCCGGGGUGCUCAGUCUAUGGCCUCUGCGGGCGGCCGGGCCCCGAGCUCCCAGCGGGCGCGCACCUGUGGACCCUCCCCCCACCGCCGCAGGAGUUCCCUACUAUGCACUGCAAGAUGGCCCAGGCUCUUCCAGCCAAGGUGUGGAAAUAGGCUCUUCCGCUCUGCUGACGUGCUGGCCUGGACAGACACAUGGGUUUCAGGGCCACCCUGACUGGAGGAGGCUGUGGAGAUGGAGGCUGCUUGGCCUGCUGUGGAGGCUGUGGGGAUGGGGUGGCCCUAUCCCACUGCCUGGUGUCUACAACUUCUUCAAGUCCCGGAAGACCACUGUCCAUCCAAGGCUCCCACCACUCCAGGAGGGGGACUUUAAAGAUUUUCCACUGAUUUCUGGCUUUCAUUGUUGCAUCAAGAAGUUGGAUAAACCAUCGCUGAUUGCAAUGAACUCUGUCUCCAAUUUUUGUGACAGGCAUCUGAGAAUUAUGGCACAAGCAUUUACCCUCUUGUUCACAUCAAACUGUUCCUUCUGUUCUUGGAAUAAUUCAGAAGAUAUGAUAUUUGAGCAAUGCAUGCUUAAAGGACAAAGGAAAUUUUUAUUGAUGUCAAUGGUAGUGACCUCUUGUUUUUGAAAGAAAGGCCUAACCCUUUAGACCAUCUCUAAAGCCAAUAUGGACACUGCUUUAAAGGCAAACAACAUGACUCACUCAUUGAAUUGAGGAAUUUCAAAACUCACAUGGAUACUGAAAUUUUACCCCAAUUAUUUCAUAUUAUGUCUUAGGAAACUAAGUCUUCAAGAAAUUACAAUUUUCUCAAAGGCACACAGUUUAGUUGCUAGAAAUUUUAUUCUCUACAUGAUAAUAGAUUUAUGAAUACAUCAAUUUUACUGACAUUCCUUUUCUUCAGCACAAAUCAGUUUUGUGUGAAGUUGUUCAGUACAGAAAAUAUUCUAAUUUAGAGGUCGAUUUGGGAAAGGGGUAGAAAUAUAUGUUUUCCAGCCUAUCGCUGCCAACAGCUUAAUGUGUCCAGUGAUGGGUAUGAGGCAGUCUGGUGUUCUUUCUCACAUAUUGACUCCUACUCAACCAUUUUUCUUAGUGUUUUUCAUGGACUUUCCCCAGGGAAAUGGAACAAUAGAUCACAGACCUUGGAAAAUUGUUUCUCACUCUUGUCAAUUUUCCUGCAUGAGUUUUUGAAAGAUAAAACAAAUCCUUGAUAAAACAGUACACAUUUUUUCUUUUGCAACUUCAAGCUUUUCAUUUAGCACCAGUGUCUCUAUUUUCUUUGUAACCCAUGUCUUACAGAUCGUAGGUUCCUAAAUUUUAUGGGAAAAAAAGCCAGUCUUAUAAACUCCUUCACACUGUGAACUAAUAAUUCAUGAUACGAAUGUUAGUGAUGUUUGUAUUUAAAAGACAGACUAGAUGAAGAAACUUUUUGUUUAAAUAGUAAAAUUUCAGAUGUUAGUGUCAGAAGGUGUUGGAUGAUGUAUGGAUAUAAUACAGAGCUAAAUGGGGUAGAGACUUGUAAUUUUUACCUGUCAUCACUACUGAAAAAUCACCAAAGCUGUUCAUUUCAGAGGUGAUCAUUUGAUCAUAGACUUGAAUAAGUUGCUGUGUUUCAGCUUUCUGUUAUAUUAUUUAAAAAGUUAUGAUGGCAAACAUCAUUUGAUAGAUCAGUUGAUAAAAUACCCAUCACUCCUCUUAUCUUUUAAAUUUAGCAGACACUAAUUUAGAAUUGACUAAGUGCCAGGCACUUUUCCAAGUACUUUCCAAAUAUUAACUGUGUAGUUCUUAUUGAAAAUAAAGUUUUUUGAUAUACGUCCUAUUAUUAACUCCAUCACAUAGAUGAAAAAACUGAGGUUAAAUAACGUUCUGGGUCAAACACAUGGUAGAUGAGUAUCAUCUUUCAAAGGUUUCUGAAGGCAAAUAAGUUCAUAAUUUAAAUACUAAAGCAAUUUUACAAAGAAAGAAAAAAAGAAAAAAAAAGGAACUUAUCAUUAUUUGGAAAAGAGAUGAGCAUAAUCCUGUAUGGUUUAGUCAUUUAUUGUGCCAGGACACCUAGAAUGAAAAGUGAGUGAGAUGAUUGGAGUAGCAUAUUUGGUGAGAUAUUCACUUUCCCAGUAUAUUUCAGAAGCAUGGAAGCAGAUGUUUUCUGAGACUAGAAAUUCACUCAGGUAUUACAACAUAAUCUUGGAGUACAUGAAGUUCUCAUCACUGGGAGUAUUUGCAUAGAUACUAUUCUUCUAUAAUACAAGGGGACAUAAAGCCCAAAGGCUGUUUUUGAGGAAAUCCUUUUUGAGAGAUAAAUCACUGACUGUGAUCUUGAAGCACCUAAUUUCUUUCACAGUCACAUCUACUUACUUAUGGCAGGUAACCUAUUUUUUUUAAGAAACGAACUUUAAGAAACUUUACACUUUAAAAAUGGAAAGGUAUGAAAUAAAAUAAAAUAAAGACGUUUGAUAAGGUUUCUAUGAUUAGAAUUGCCAUGCAUUUAUUUUAAUCAUAGAAAAGUUAUUUUACUAACUGCUUUUGGCAUUUUUGGAUAAAUUCUAUUAAUUUCUCAUCAGAAUUUUUGAAUUGAAAAUAUGUCCUUAUUUCUCUGUUGUCAGAUAUUUUAAGAAAUAAUUUAAGAGGCUAAUUAAAGCACUUAAGUAACACUCCUAUCACUUAGGAAAAAAAUAAGACACUGGCCUUUGGAAGUAGUUGCAUUUUCGACACAUAAAGUUAACUUUAAAUCAAACUGUUUAAAUACUUUAUUUAAUCAUCAACAUAUGCCUGUUUGGUUACAUUUUAGCAUGAUUUUCCUUAUCUGAUUCUGAAGAUUUUUUUCCUUUUAAACUGAUAAGAAUAGCUAAUAGUCUAUGAAACAAACUUAUGAUUACAGUAAAGAAAUUCUUAUAUACUUUUUACCUGGAUCACUUGGUGUUUACCUUUCUAACAUGGAUAAAAACACGUUAAUUUGAUUUUUACGUAAUGAAGUUUAUUCAGUAUUUAUUGAAAAUACCAUAACUAUCCCAUAAACACUGCUCUUACAAAGGGAAUGACAAAGGGGCUGCUUUGUUGUACUUUGUACAAACUGUUUUUCAUUGUCACUAGGGUUGAAUUAAUAGAAAAUGAUAUGGUAGAUACACAUAUAAAUGCCUUACAAAGAUUAAAUAAAUAUUAACAAUUUAUGCAUAA